Messenger RNA from Artibeus jamaicensis (Jamaican fruit-eating bat), 3521 nucleotides. It is a transcript of the gene PHF21B, whose product is annotated as PHD finger protein 21B. The record is from RefSeq and is a predicted model, not a curated record. The transcript has 13 exons. Lineage: Eukaryota; Metazoa; Chordata; Mammalia; Chiroptera; Phyllostomidae. The coding region runs from base 353 to 1816 and encodes 487 amino acids.
GCCGGCGGGCGGCUCGCGCGGGCGGCGGUGGCGGCGGGGCGGGCGCGCGCCGGGCGGCGCGGGGCUGCGCGGGGCUCCCGGCGCCCCGGAGCCAUGCGUGGGGCAGCGCCGGUCGCCCGGGGACCCGGCGCAACUUGCGGGGCACCCUGAGGAGUUGGGGUGGCCGCGGGCUCAGCGCCGCGGCGCCCGGCCGCCUUCCCCCUCGCUAGAACCUCCCUCGCUUUCGGUGGUGGGGGCGGGGGCUCGUGUGCCCCCACCCCUGGGAGCCCCGGUCCGACCCCGCCCGCGGAGCCGCGCAACUUCAGCGGAGCCGGGGCCAAAGUGAGCGCAAAGUGCAGCCCAAGUUGCCAGGAUGGAGCUGCAGAGCCGGCCCGAGGCGCUGGCCGCGGAACUCACGCUCCACCAGAACGGCGACCUCAAGAAGCAGCUCCACGAGAGGCAGCCGCGGAUUGCUGCGCUCAGCGACAAAGCUUUGGGAUCCAUCACCGCAGUGCCUGUCGCGGGUCCUCAGGUCAGCUCCUUGCAGAGGUUGGCCGGGCAAGGAGCGGCAGUGCUACCUCAGGUUAGGCCAAAGACUCUGAUUCCAGACAGCCUCCCCGUCACCCCAGGCCGGGACCGGCCACCCAAGCAGCCUCCCACGUUGCAGAAGGCCGCCGUGGUCCGCGUCAAGAACCCCAGCCCAGCUCUCCCCACUGCCAACAACACCGUGAGCCAUGUGCCGACGCUCGGCAGCCAGCCGCAGGCCCUGGCCGAGCCAGCCGCCAUCGCCUCUCCUCUGAGCAGCGCCGGCGUGGCCUAUGCCCUCGUCUCCACCGCUCCCAGCCAUGCCGCCACCAUCGCCCCCAGCAACACUGUGCCCACGGUCGGUGACAGCGUCAAAGUCCAGCCCCUCCUCAUCAGUGCCGACAGCAAGGUCAUCCUCAUCCAGCCUCAAGUGCAGCCACAUCCCGAGGGCACGGCGGGUUCGAGGUCGCCCACGCAGGAGCCGUCUCAGGGAGCGCAGGCCGCCAAAAAGAAGGAGGACCAGCCCCUGAGCCAGGAGAACCCUGAGAAAAUCGCCUUCAUGGUAGCGCUGGGCCUGGUCACCACGGAGCACUUGGAAGAGAUCCAGAGCAAACGCCAGGAGCGCAAGAGGAGAAGCACAGCCAACCCCGCCUACAGCGGCCUCCUGGAGACGGAGAGGAAGCGGCUGGCGUCCAACUAUCUCAACAGCCCCCUGUUUCCCGCAGCGCGAGCCAAUGAGGACCCCUGCUGGAAGCACGAGACCGGCCACGAUGAGCACUGCGCCGCCUGCAAGCGUGGCGCCGACCUGCAGCCCUGCGGCACCUGCCCGGGGGCCUACCACCUCAGCUGCCUGGACCCGCCCCUCAGGACGCCACCCAAGGGCGUGUGGCUGUGCCCCAAGUGCCAGCAGAAGGCCUUAAAGAAGGACGAAGGUGUGCCCUGGACGGGGAUGCUGGCCAUUGUGCAGUCCUACGUCACCCACAAGACAGUCAAAGAAGAGGAGAAGCAGCAGCUGCUGCGGAGGGGCACCGAGCUGCAGAGCGAGCGCCGGCAGCUGGAGGAGCGGGACCGGCGCCUGGCCUCGGCCAUGAAGAAAUGCCUGGAGCUGAAGACGAGCCUGCUGGCCCGGCAGAGGGGCACCCGGUCGUCCUUGGACCGACUGCGGGCCCUCCUGAGACUGAUGCAGGGUGAACAGAUGCUCCAGGUCUCCAUGGUGACCACCAGCCCCAGCCCACUGCUGGCUGGGCCCUGGACCAGGCCCUCAGCAGCCGCCAUGCAGUCCGCCCUCCAGCACCCCCAGGGACACAACUGACCCGAGGGACCCGUCUUCACACCUGUGGGAAGCCCCUGGGACCCUGCUCACGAGACCUGAGGGUCCUGUCAGCCUUAAUUCAUAAACACUCUGAUUUUCAGACAAAAAUAAAACCAGACAGAAAGAGAUAGAGGAAAGAGGGAGGCAGAGCUGGGUGGGGGUUCUAGUCCUGGAGCCAGGCUGGGUGGGGGUGGAGUCCUACCCCUUCAGGCUCAGGCAGGACGCCCGGAAGCCGGGUGGGGAGCACCGUCUGCUCCAGCCCAGCUGUCCCUAUGGCCUUGUGUAGCGUGUGGAGGGCCAGGGUGACCGGUGCCCAGGGCCGGCAGCUGUCCAGCGUCCUGUGGGGAGGGAGCCGGGAAGGCAGGCGUAGCUGAGUAGUGCAGGUAGUCGGGCAGAAGUGGGUAGGAAUCUAGGUAGGACUCCGGCCCCUCCCCCACAGGGGGCCCACACCUGGGCCUGGGCAGCGGGUGCCUUUCCAGACCCCAGGCCCAUCUGUCAGUAUUAUUAGCGUCAAAAAUCGCAGCUGGUUGACUUGAAACUCUCUGCGGCCUGUGUUCCCUGCCAGUGCCACUGUCCCCACAGUCCCUGGGUGCCUGGCCGAGCGCCUCCUUCCUCUUGCUGAGGCUUCGGACUCACGUUGCUGUCAAUGUGUUUUUCUCAUGGAGUUUCGGGCAGGACCGAGUCGCAGCUGUGCGGAGGGGGCAUGGGGCAGGCGCCCCAUUUCGGGUUGAAUCGCUCAACUUGCAACUGAAGCCUUUUACUCUCCCCUUCCGAAGAGCCGGUCAAGUAUUCCUCUCCGUUUCUUGCCAGUACAGACACUAUGCCAAAAAUAACUUUCCGUUUUUGUAUGGUGUUUUUAUCGUAAGAUGUUUAAUGUGAAGCAGGCAUGCCUGCUGCAAGGCCCGCAUGGGACGCCCUCCUGGGCCCACCAGCCUGAGACUGCCCGGGGUGGGUGGGGAAGAGGGGUGGGCUGGGCCUCGGGAGACCCCACGGAGCCCCCCUUCUUGCCGGCUCCUUGAGAGCAGAGGGUGCGCUCACUGUCCUGGAGUGCUCCUGCACCCUGGGGUGGGCUGUGCCUGCUUGUCACUCCCACCAGCUUCUCCAGUCCCGAGGGACUUAGCACAACAGAUAAGCACCCGGGAGCCUGGAGGCUCCCACCCCCAGCCCUUCCCGCGGUGCUGAGCUGCAGGGACCGCACGUGUGCGGGCGAGCACGGGCGCAGCCGUGCAGGGCAGGGGGGCCGGCCCAGCCCCCCAGGCGGCUGCGGUGCCUCCUGCGUUUCCACGACUCCGGGAGACACUGUGCUGUACGAUACAGAUCUAUUUUAAUACACGUAACACUGGGUUGAACAAGAUUUUUAUAUUCUUUUAUCGAACAAAGUGAACUGUGGGACACAUGUCUUAUAUAUAUUGGUUACUCGAGACGCCAAUCACGCAUUGCCGCGUGGUUUGUGAUGUAAAGGUCUUCAGAUUCCUUCCUUUGGGUUUGUUUUCUUCCUGGACGGAUUGGACGGAGUUUUUAAACAGGGAACGGGAGGAUGUGAAAGGCUGGCCCCAGGAGGGGAGCUGCUGGCCUGUCUUGAGUCUUAGCUUCUUUGGACCACGGAGGGCCGUCCAGUGGAUAGUGCGGAUAGAGAAGUGUUCGUCGUGAAUAUGCCCGUGUAGCCCUUCUGUGGGACGCAUUAAACUCGGUUGAUGAUUACAGA